UUGUGGUGCAAUGCUCCCACUCCCCGGUGCGCCAUCUUCCUCGUGGCCUUACUUCUACGGACGGCUCCAAGCCCUAUUCAAUGGGGUAGAUACAAGAGUGUGUAUCGCUUUCUGGUUUUUUGGGCUAAUAAAUAAUGUCCUCUACGUAAUUAUUCUUUCCGCGGCGCUUGACCUCGUCGGCCCCAACGUCCCCAAAGCUGCCGUCCUCCUCGCUGACGUCGUCCCCUCGUUCUUCACGAAACUAUGCGCGCCCUACUUCAUCCACACCGUCCCAUAUUCCGUCCGCAUCCUGAUAUUCGUCACCCUAUCCGCCGGCGGUAUGCUCCUUAUCUCUCUCUCGCCGGCCUACGUACCGAAUUCCCCAACAGGCAACUCCAUCACAACCAAAAUGCUCGGCGUAAUUCUCGCCAGCUUUUCAAGCGGGGGCGGCGAGCUGAGCUUUUUGGGCCUGACUCAUUUUUACGGACCGUUCAGUCUGGCAGCGUGGGGAAGCGGGACUGGCGCGGCUGGGCUGGUGGGUGCGGGGGCUUACGCGAUGGCAACCACGACGUUUGGGUUUGGCGUGAAAACCACGCUCUUGUUUUCGGCGGGGUUGCCGUUGAUCAUGUUGCUGAGCUUCUUCGCGAUUCUCCCCCGGGGCCCGUUGAGGUGUGUCGCGAAGUUGGACGACUACGAGCAAGUCGACGCGGAAGGGGAGGUAGAUGAACACGCCGUUUUUGGGAGGAGUCGGGCACGGCGGAGAGGGCUGGAAGAGGGCGAAAAUGAGACGGACGGGCUGCUCGGACGUGAUUUGGCGGACGCCCGGGAGGAUGGCAAGGCGACAGCUAGCCGGGGUGAUAUGUCCUGGUCACGAUUUAGAGCGGAUCUGAAAAAGGCCCAAGCUCUAUUCUUUCCAUUCAUGCUCCCCCUUCUCCUGGUCUACAUCGCCGAAUACACGAUAAAUCAAGGCGUUGCCCCAACACUCCUCUUCCCCCUGAAAGAAACACCCUUCAAGCACUUCCGUGCCUUCUACCCAGCCUACAACGCCAUCUACCAAACCGGCGUUUUCAUAUCGCGCUCCUCCACGCCCUUCAUCCGCGUCCACAAUCUCUACCUGCCCUCCUUCCUCCAGGUGAUUAACCUGAGCAUCCUCAUCCUCCAUGCGCUGUUCAACUUCAUCCCCAGCGUGUAUAUAAUAUUCCUCAUCGUUUUCUGGGAAGGGCUGCUGGGCGGGCUGGUGUACGUGAAUACAUUCGCGGAGAUCUCGGACCGGGUCCCAAAGGACGACCGGGAGUUUUCCCUGGGAGCGACGACGGUGAGUGACUCCGCAGGCAUCUGUGUGGCAGGGCUACUGGGGAUGGUGGUGGAGGUCUGGCUUUGUGAUUGGCAGGUGGAUCGGGGAAGGAAUUACUGCAGGAAACUAUAGCGUAGCAUUGGAUUGUGGGGGGCCAUGAUCUGACCAUUGUUGGUAUCUCGUUUCUUCUGUGUUUAUGUUUGUGUUUGUGUUUAUUUGUGUUUUGUAUUUAUUUUAUAUUUUUUGGUUUUUGCUCU
Messenger RNA from Histoplasma capsulatum G186AR, 1530 nucleotides. RefSeq names its product amino acid transporter YHC3. Gene Ontology annotation, biological process: regulation of intracellular pH. The coding region runs from base 11 to 1405 and encodes 464 amino acids. Gene Ontology annotation, cellular component: membrane; vacuole. The transcript has 3 exons. The record is from RefSeq and is a predicted model, not a curated record. NCBI's taxonomy places the organism in Eukaryota, Fungi, Ascomycota, Eurotiomycetes, Onygenales, Ajellomycetaceae.